Messenger RNA from Misgurnus anguillicaudatus (oriental weatherfish), 1380 nucleotides. RefSeq names its product tryptase-like. Gene Ontology annotation, biological process: proteolysis. Lineage: Eukaryota; Metazoa; Chordata; Actinopteri; Cypriniformes; Cobitidae. Gene Ontology annotation, molecular function: serine-type endopeptidase activity. The record is from RefSeq and is a predicted model, not a curated record.
ACCUGUAUAUAAAGCCUGUGUUACUUUAGUACACGUCACUUGUCAGCAGUCAGAACACAAGAAUGGGGUUUAAUACAGUUUUGUGUGUUGCUGUCGCUGUACUUAAUCUAUCAGGCAGUUUCUGUCAGCUGGUAGAUGUGUGCGGCCAAGCUCCUCUCAACACCAAAAUUGUUGGAGGGCAGGAUGCGACUGCGGGGUUUUGGCCCUGGCAAGUAAGCAUUCACAAACUCAGUACUAAUAGCCAUGUCUGCGGUGCGAGUCUCAUCAACAGCGAUUGGAUUUUGUCUGCAGCUCACUGCUUUGCUGGCCCCAACCCAUCAGACUUUGUGAUCUACUUGGGACGUCAGAGCCAGCAAGGCCCAAACCCGCAAGAGAUUUCCAGAACAGUGGUUCAACUCAUCAUUCAUCCUAACUUUGACACAAAUACUGAAAACAAUGACAUAGCACUGCUUCAGCUCUCAUCUCCUGUGAAUUUCACUGAUUAUAUUCAACCAGUUUGUCUUGCUGCUGCUGGCAGUCAAUUUGAUCAGGGACUUUCAAGUUGGGUGACAGGAUGGGGGGACAUUUUUGGAAACGGCACAUAUCCUGACAUAUUGCAGGAGGUGGAGGUUCCAAUUGUAAGCAACUCUGAAUGCAAUUUUUCCUAUAAUGGAGCUAUCACAGACAACAUGCUGUGUGCUGGACUAAACGUUGGAGGGAAAGACUCAUGUCGGGGUGAUGCUGGAGGGCCACUGGUCGUUAGGGAGGGCAGCAGAUGGAUACAGGCUGGCGUUGUAAGUUUUGGUAAAGGAUGUGCAGAACCCAGUUUUCCUGGUGUGUACACCAGAGUGUCUCAGUAUCAGGACUGGAUCGGAAGUGUCAUCAUGGGCGAUGUUCCGUUUAUUCCGUUUCCCAUUUAUUAUAUUGCUUAUGAUGUCUUAAGUGGAAGCUCACCCGGCCUUUGCUUAUUUCCCGUUUCCCUCACAUUCUCCAUCAUCUCUCUCAUCUUCUGUCUCUUUUGUUGAAGGUUGUUUGAGUCAUAAUACACUGUAAAAAAUAAUACGCUGGAUUUACUUAAAAAUAUAGUGCAUCAUUUUUGCAUCCAUUUUUUAAGUAAGUUUUACUUGAAAUUUUAAGCAAUUACAUAAAUUGCUUAAAAUUCCACGUGAAACUUAAAUGGAUGCAAAAUGAUGCACUAUAUUUUUAAGUAAAUCUAGCCUUUUUUUUUUUCAGUGUAAUAACAGUUAUAUAGCGAAGAAGCAACAUGUGUGUAUACACUGUCAUAAAUAGGUGAUAAGGGAAGGUUUUUUUUAGAUCUUUUAUUUGAAAACAAACUAGAAAUAAAAAAUUAGUUGUGUAUAAUGUAGUAUAUUCCUUAAAAUAUUUUUGUUAUUUAUAUAU